AUGCUCCUUCAGGCGCUGCUGGUUCUGUCCGCGGUGGUGGUGGCGGUGGCCGCUCCGGACGGCACCGGGAAGGUGGAAGCUCCAUGCGUCGGUAUCGAUCUCGGCACGACAUACUCGGUUGUGGGCGUGUGGCAGAAGGGAGAUGUGCACAUUAUCCCGAACGAUAUGGGCAACCGUAUCACGCCGUCCGUAGUGGCCUUCACGGAGACUGAGCGUCUCAUUGGCGACGGUGCGAAGAACCAACUGCCGCAGAACCCGCACAACACGAUCUACGCGAUCAAGCGACUCAUUGGACGAAAGUACAGCGACGCCACGGUACAGACUGACAAGAAGCUGCUGUCGUACGAGGUGGUGGCGGACAAGGACGGUAAGCCUAAGGUGCAGGUGGAGGUUGGCGGUAAGAAGAAGCAGUUCACGCCCGAGGAGGUGAGCGCGAUGGUGCUGCAGAAGAUGAAGGAGAUCGCGGAGACGUACCUGGGCGAGAAGGUGAAAAACGCCGUUGUGACGGUGCCCGCGUAUUUCAAUGACGCCCAGCGGCAGUCGACGAAGGAUGCCGGCACGAUCGCGGGGCUGAAUGUUGUGCGCAUCAUCAACGAGCCGACAGCAGCUGCCAUUGCGUACGGUCUGAACAAGGCCGGCGAGAAGAACAUCCUUGUGUUUGACCUCGGGGGCGGCACCUUUGAUGUGUCGCUGCUAACGAUCGACGAGGGCUUUUUUGAGGUUGUGGCAACGAAUGGGGACACGCAUCUCGGCGGCGAGGACUUUGACAACAACAUGAUGCGCUACUUUGUGGAUAUGCUGAAGAAGAAGAAGAAUGUGGACGUGAGCAAGGACCAAAAGGCGCUGGCGCGGCUGCGCAAGGCGUGCGAGGCGGCGAAGCGGCAGUUGUCGUCGCACCCAGAGGCACGCGUGGAGGUGGACAGUCUGACGGAGGGCUUCGACUUUAGUGAGAAGAUCACACGCGCGAAGUUCGAGGAGCUGAAUAUGGAACUGUUCAAGGGGACGCUGGUGCCAGUGCAGCGCGUGCUAGAGGACGCGAAGCUAAAGAAGAGUGACAUACACGAGAUUGUGCUGGUUGGCGGGUCGACACGCGUGCCAAAGGUGCAGCAGCUAAUUCGGGACUUCUUUGGCGGCAAGGAGCCGAACCGUGGCAUCAACCCCGACGAGGCGGUGGCGUACGGCGCGGCGGUGCAGGCAGCGGUGCUGACCGGAGAGAGCGAGGUCGGUGGGCGCGUUGUGCUGGUGGACGUGAUCCCGCUGUCGCUCGGUAUCGAGACGGUGGGCGGCGUGAUGACGAAGCUGAUCGAGCGCAACACGCAGAUCCCAACGAAGAAGAGCCAGGUGUUCUCAACGUACCAGGACAACCAGCCGGGCGUGCUGAUUCAGGUUUACGAGGGCGAGCGGCAGAUGACGAAGGACAACCGCCUGCUUGGCAAGUUCGAGCUGUCCGGCAUCCCGCCGGCUCCGCGUGGCGUGCCGCAGAUUGAGGUAACUUUUGACGUUGACGAAAACAGCAUCCUGCAGGUGAGCGCCGUGGACAAGUCGUCGGGGAAGAAGGAGGAGAUCACCAUCACGAAUGACAAGGGUCGCCUGAGCGAGGAGGAGAUUGAGCGCAUGGUGCGCGAGGCUGCGGAGUUUGAGGACGAGGACCGCAAGGUGCGCGAGCGCGUGGAUGCGCGAAACUCGCUGGAGAGCGUCGCGUACUCGCUGCGCAACCAGGUAAACGACAAGGAGAAGCUUGGUGGGAAGCUGAGCGCGGAUGACAAGAGCGCCGUGGAGGCCGCAGUGAAGGAGGCGAUGCAGUUCCUUGACGACAAUCCUAACGCUGACAAGGAGGAGUACGACGAGGCGCGCGAUAAGCUGCAGAGCGUGACGAACCCGAUCAUCCAGAAGGUGUACCAGAGCGGCGGGGGCGCCGAUGGGGAUGAGCGGCCGGAGCCAAUGGACGACCUGUAG
Molecule: messenger RNA, 1956 nt
Organism: Trypanosoma cruzi
Lineage: Eukaryota; Euglenozoa; Kinetoplastea; Trypanosomatida; Trypanosomatidae
Product: glucose-regulated protein 78, putative
Exons: 1
Coding region: 1-1956 (651 amino acids)
Biological process (GO): endoplasmic reticulum unfolded protein response; protein refolding; cellular response to unfolded protein
Cellular component (GO): cytoplasm; nucleus; membrane
Molecular function (GO): heat shock protein binding; misfolded protein binding; ATP binding
Source: RefSeq, a predicted model, not a curated record